This is a messenger RNA of Gracilinanus agilis (Agile Gracile Mouse Opossum), 1422 nucleotides long. RefSeq names its product ankyrin repeat and death domain containing 1A (gene ANKDD1A). Gene Ontology annotation, molecular function: protein binding. The transcript has 14 exons. Bases 1 to 1422 code for a protein of 473 amino acids. Lineage: Eukaryota; Metazoa; Chordata; Mammalia; Didelphimorphia; Didelphidae. The record is from RefSeq and is a predicted model, not a curated record. Gene Ontology annotation, biological process: signal transduction.
AUGGAGGAGCAGCUAGCCUUGGAGCAUGAUUGCCUGCUUCCACUGGAGAGGCAGUUCCAUGAGGCAGCCAGACGGAACAACGUCGGGAGGAUGAAAGAAUUGAUUGCAAUGGGAGUCAAUAUCAGAGCCAAAAACAAUGUGGGCAGGAUGGCACUACACUGGGCUUCUGGGGCCGGCCACGAGCAAGCCGUGAGACUACUCCUGGAGUAUGAAGUGUCUGUGGAUGACAAGGAUAUGUACGGGAUGAAUGCACUGCUUCUCUCUGCCUGGUUUGGCCACUUGAGGAUCCUACAGAUGCUAGUCAACUCAGGGGCCAAGAUCAACUGCGAGGACAAGCUGGAUCGGACAGCUUUCCAUUUGGCAGCUGAGCAUGGGCAGCUUGACGCUCUGGACUUCUUGAUUGGCUCUGGCUGUGACCACGGCAUCAAGGACAAGGCAGGGAACACGGCCCUCCAUUUGGCAGGAAAGAAUGGCCAUUCUGCUGUGCUCCAGAGGAUUAUAGAGAUUGGACUGGACCUAGAAGAGAAAAAUGCAGAAGGCUUCACUGCGCUGCACAUGGCGGCUGAGGGAGGCCACUUGGACUGCGUGCGGCUCCUGAUUCAGGCGGGCAGCAAGGUCAACGCGCAGACCCAGAAACAAAUGAAUUGUCUUCACUAUGCUGCCCUCCACGGCUUUGAUGACAUCGCUCAAGUCCUCAUUGAUGCUGGGAUCAGUGUAGAUGCUGCAAAUCAUCAAAAUGCAUCUCCAAUCCACAUCGCGGUGCUAAACAACUUCCCUUCCCUAGUCAGGCUCCUCAUCAAGGCAGAAAUCGACCUCGAUGCCACCGACAAUAGGCACCAGACGCCACUUCACAUUGCUGCUGAGAACUCGAGACAAGACAUAGCGGAAAUGAUCCUCAUCGCAGGAGUGAACUUAAAUUUGACAGAUAAGCAAGGAAAAACAUCGUUGGACGUUGCUGCCCGUAGCAACCACAUCAGCUUGGCAGAUAUGAUCAUAAAAGCAGAUCGAUUUUACAAAUGGGAACAGGACAACCUCAGAACUGACCCCGACUCUUGGGCUGUGAAACCCUUAAGCUUUAAGCAGGAUCAUGGGGUGGAAACGCAGCAUAUCCGCUCAGUAAUGUGGCGCUUAGCCACCAAAUACCUCAAGCACAAUGACUGGAAGAAGCUGGCACAUUACUGGAAGUUUACGGAUGCACACAUUCGUGCUAUUGAACAGCAAUGGACAGGCACUAAGAGCUACCGGGAACACGGCCACAGAAUGUUGCUUAUCUGGCUCCACGGUGUAAUCAUGGCAGCUGAAAACCCAAACAAAGGACUAUAUGAAGGGCUCGUGGGAAUUGGCAGAAGAGAUCUCGCUGAAAGCAUCAGAAAGAAAGCAAAUGCAGACUGCAACUCCUCCAAAAAAUGCACAGCGAUGUGA